AUGAUCGCAUAUUUGAAGGCGAUUCGUUUGUGCCUUCUGAUAAGCUUGGCUGUUCCAGGAAAUGUUGCAAAGGGUCGGAUUGCACGAGAUCUUGAUGAUAUUAAGCCAAACGAGGUUGUUGAAGAGUUUAGCAAACACAUGAAACAUCUUGCAAAUGACGCGAACGACUAUCAUGCACUUACGGUUAGUGGGGUUAAGAUCUACUUAUUUUAUAACUAAAAAAAACAAAAAAACAGAAAUGUGAGAAAAUUGAGAUUGUAGUGUUACAGAAGAACACGGUUUGCAUGAAAUUUGGCGAAAAACAAACAAACAAACAAGCGGGCUGGCGGAAUUUCUUUAGAUCGAUUUACAAGGCGUCGAUCACACUUAAAGAAAUCCAGCCAAUGACAGUUCUUGAAAAUCACAGUUGCACAAUUGAAAACUGAUAGCAAGCUGCCGGUAUUCUGCAAAAAAAAAAAAAGACACUAUGGGAAGCGUUCUGCGCAUGUGUAGGUCCUAAACCUCUAAACAAGGACUCGGAUUUUUCCAUAUACCGCUUAGUGACAAGUGUUUUAAGGUAAUAAGUAAAUGAAUAGAUGCUUACCUACCAAAUAUUAUUCGUAAUGUAUGAUGUUUCCUCAUUUCCAUUUACAGGAAGAUGUUCAGAGCUGGAUUCAGGAAGCAGAAGACUUGAAGAGUCUCAAUCUUGUGACAGGUCUUGCUGCGAAAUUACGGAAACGUCUACUAACGAAAAUUAAAGCUGUUGAGGGCAUCGCUGAGGCAGUUGCGAGAGCUCUUGAGGAAAACAGGCAACCCAGACAACGUAAGGGAUUAAGGGAGAUUACUCUUAUCUGUUAAAAGGCCAGAUCCAAAGCCACGCCCUAGAUGCCAUUCCUUGGACCGUUUACCUUUUUUCACUGUCAUUCAUUUACUUUUUAUCUAAAUUUUUCAUCUAAGUUCCUUGAUUUUUGUUAGCAUACCACCGAUGCUGUGAUUUGCCCGAAGAAUUGAAGUUAAAGUAUGAUCCGCGGUACAAGGAGAGUGUUACAGAUGCUGUAAUGUGUAAAAUGCAGGCCCCACAUCAUUUACCGGAAAAAGAAGUUGACUUCUCGUCUGCGAAAACCGCGUUUGACACGAACAAAUUACAAGUAAGUGUAAAUAAGAACAAAACCUGAAAAGAAGAAAAGGAAAGGUACUUUGCAAGGGGCGUCGGCACGUUUUGAAACGUGAUGGGGCGGGGGAAAGGGGAGGUUAUCGUAAACCAAGGCACACCUAUACUCUAAAAAAAAUUUCCAAAAUUUUCUUUCGUAAUUCAUUGCUAAGGAAGAAAACUCUCUUAAGUCUCAAAAGAGUCCAGUAAAUCGAAAUCGAGUAUGGAUAAUGUAAAAUUAGGCAACUGUUUCCAAUAAUAUUUUACAACAUAUUUUUUCCGUCAUGCGCAAUCCUGAUUGAACGACUUAUAAAAAGAUUACGAGGCUGAAUAUUUCACCAAUCUGGCAUGGUCUGAUUACGAUAGCUACCGCAUCGAAACGAGGGGGCAUGGGGCUCUACCCCCUUCAAAUUUUAGUUAAGCGGAGCAACAGCCCUCCUUUUCCCCAGGAGGAAAAUUAGGAAUUGGCUGUGACAAACUUGAUAAGUCCAUGCUUUAUUUGUCAAACACAAACCGUAACGUAAUCUUCUUCAUACCCGUUUUUUGCAGUGUCACGCAAUACUCACUAUCCAGAAGCUUUUUUUGUGGAGAUUGCUGCGUGACAUUCCGAAAAACGGCUGCGAAGUAGACUACUCGUGACUCAGCUCCAUAAAAUGUCUGGCGAUAUGCGAUGCAAACCACUACGGUCUCCGAACAAUAAUGAACUUGGGGAGAAGCAUUAACUACGAAUCAACUCUUAAAACAGCAGAUAUGAACACACUGGAACAUAGACGCAUAGAACAGUCGCUAAUAAUAUUUUAUAAAUGCUACAAAGAGAACGGCCCAAGCUACCUAGGCGACCUCUUCGAACCCCGAAUUACUCCCUACAACCUAAGAAAUACUGGCCUCAACGUAACUCAAAAUUCCUACAACAGCAAAUUCCGUCACAAUUCGUACUCAUUUGUCAUCUCUCGCAUCUGGAACAAACUACCACCUUCUGUUAAAAUCGCCCCUAACUUAUCGUCUUUUAGAAGAAAACUCAAAACUCUAUUUUUACCGGCUGCCAAUGCAAAAGCUGUCUAUAAUCUUUUGACACUCCUGCAUAUACGUAGCUUCUGUUUAAAUAUACAUUUGUAAAUAGUUUAACGUGAUAACUAAUAAUUUAGAUUUAAGAAUUUCAGACUUUGUAAAUGUAUUUUAUAGUCAGUCACUUUUAUCAUGAGCCUCCGGCUCGGGAGAUUGGGCAACCACUCCCCGAGUACCUGACGGUAAAUAAAUUAUACUUAUACUUAUAUGUUUGUUGCAACUCUUCCACCCUCAAUCGUUUACAAGUAAUUAAUAAAGAUGCCAACUUCUUUUUGCCUCCUUUAAAUGGAACCUGUAUUUUCUGCUUUCCUUCCAUAGAGUAAAUGGCAAUAUUUUGGCUCUAAAGAAGGAGCAAUGUAUAAUUUUCCUACGGGCAGUGUUCCGAAGUGUGGCACUUUUGACCACAGGAUAAGACCCUGGUACGUGACCACUGCCACGCCGUCCCCUAAAAACAUUGUUAUUAUGGUGGAUUCCAGCACAUCAAUUGGUUAUAACAAGACACUGGAUGACGCAAUGAAAACAGCUAAACUGGUGGUUAGCACACUCAAUCCUCAAGACAAGGUUUGUGAACUGUACUUUUCUGAUACAAACGUCAAUUCAAGUUAGUUACAGGUCUUCAGGCAUAUCUAUUCCCAUGGCAAAGUUCUAAUAGGUUACAUAGUUAGUCCGCUCGUGCGCGAGUGAGUCCAUCAGUCAGCUCUUCUGCCUGUCAGAAGGUCACUCAUUUAGUUGGUCAAGCAGUCAGUCAGUCAGAGCGGGUAGAUCAGCAAGCAAUACGCCAGUCUGUCGAUCAGUCAGUCACUAGGUCGGCAAUUGGUGAGCGAGUGAUUUUCUAUCCUGUUUAGUCAAGUAACCAUCCAUUCAAUAACUUAUAUUAAACAAUGGGCCGCUCGUUCGUGCAGUCUAUUAGUAAGCUGGUUUAUCACCACUCAUGCCUAUGGUCAUAGAUUUACUGCUCGAGCAGGUGAUAGAAAAACCGACAAAUCAAUCAACAGUCAACUUACAAAGACUCUACUGUUACUUCUUUUCCCACUUUUUCCGCAGGUAUCGUUGAUCCUCUUUAACUCAACAACCUUUUUGCCAGCUGACGAAGACGUUGACGAAUGUUACAACACUACCAUGGCAUUUGCCAGCACAUUUACCAUCAACUACUUGAAAUCUUUCAUUAACAGAGCGCAACCGAGAGGUAGGAAAGCUACAGCUAUGCCGUAAACUCGUAUUUUUUGAAGUAUUUACCGGUGCCUACCUUAGAGCUGGCCCGAGCCGGAAAGGAAUGGCAAACAUAUUGCUGAGAUCAUCGCACAGUCAGUCCAUUUUGAGUUUAAGCGACAUUUGGUAGCGUCAAAAUUAGCAAAAAUUAUGUCGUAAGGAAAUGGGAAAUUUCGUAGUCAACCAAGACUUCCUCUGAAUUCUUAUAUCUGUUGGGUUCUUCAAACCAAAUGAGAAUGAAGUUCCCUGAAAACCACAGAAAAUAUAGGAAACUGCAACGCACAUCUACUUUGACUUGUUUUGGAGUUUUUGGAAGUGUGACCACCAUUCCUGUACUGGCAUACUGGUCUAAAUUAAAUCUAUGAUAAAAAAAUAGAAAAGAAAAGAAACAUAUUUUUGCUGUUAUCAUCAUUAUCAUUAUAACUAUCGUUACUAUAAUCGUUAUCAUUGCUGUUACCGUUUUCGUUAAUGUAAUCGUUAUUGUCGACGUUACCAUUACCGUUAUCGUUGUCGUUACCGUUAUCGUUACGAUAAUCGUUAUCGUUACCAUAAUCGUCAUCGUUAUCGAUGUCGUUAUCGUUAUCAUUACUGUAAUCGUUAUCGUUGCUGUUAUCGUUGUCAUUAUCGUUAUCGCUACCGUUAUCGUUGCUGUUAACGUUGUCGUGAUCAUUUUUUGAAUUCAUGAAUUUCUGAUGAGUUUGCUCUGUGUUGAACCAGGUGGUACACGAUUUGUCAGAGCCUUCGCGAAAGCAUUUCAGAUCUUGAAAAACACAAUAAAAUCUUCUUCCGAGGCAAUUAAAAAAAGACCCUCCGUGUUUCUCCUAAUCACCGACGGGGUAACCAGAAGUAAGAGCAUCGAAAAGAAUAGCUUGAAAGCGAUCAAGAAAGAAUACAAAGAUUUUAAACAGGAAGUACAACUCAUUACUUCGUUCAAGGUGCUAACAUUACUGCUUGGAGGUAAAGUCCAGGAAGAGGGAUCGUUCUUGAAAGUUCUGAUGAAUGAAAUGGUAAGAGCGCAAAAAUACCACAAGAAAAAAAAUAAAACAAGAAUUUAAUUUGUUAGUGAAUUACGAUGAAAUUCUUGCCCCAACCUCCCACUUUGACUCUUUUAACUCCCAGGAAUGACAAAAAAAUAAUUUUUCCAAUACAUUUUCGAGCAGAAGGGUAUCGAGAAGAAAGAAACAAUUCAAUAGUCAGACAUUUUCUUAUUCAACUCUAGGACUAAGAAAAUGUAGAGAAUUGAAAUUCAGAUCUGGGGGUGAGAGGGUCACCUUGAAAAACAGCAGCAACAACAAUAGCAACAACCUCAAAACAUUGUUAUCAUUACACAGGGCGGCGAACUAAUGACUACAGAUGGUACGAAAGACUCCUUUUCCAAACUCAAGGGUUACUUUGACUAUCUGAUGGAAGUUACACCGGCUCGACAAAGUCUGGCAGUCCUCUCUCCACCCUAUUUGGAUGCGUGGGGAUUGGGUAAGAAAUUAUGUCGAAGAGACUUGUAGGAAAGCUUCGUCAGAAUCGUCCACUAGCCUUGAUGGAAGAAUUGGCUGAUAACAGUGACUGUCAGAUUAUUAGUUUGGGUGUCCGUUUGGUCUCAUCGAGAUAUAAUAGGGUUGACUAGGGGAAUACUCACUACUUAUUGCCUGGGGUGGGAGGUGGAAGAUUUUUUUCGGUGGGAAGGGAUCAUAUGGUUUUUAGGGAGAACUGAAAGGAGAUCAGUUGUCGCCAACAGAAAUUUAAAGCCAAUUUACUGCCAAUAACAGGGAAAUUAUAAGAAUACUACAGAGCCUUACGGGAGAUCAGAUAAAUUUCAUCUUGACACAACAAAAAUCCCCCAGCCCUCCAGUUGAUAAAUAAUGACCAUUCCUAAUCAGAAUACGAAACAUGAUAAGAUUUGAGCUCUAAGAUGACGUAAAGAAUUUUUUUUCGUAUUGUCACGAGCGUGAGACAAAAAAGAAAUUCUGAUUCUUGGAGAAAUCGCACCUCAACCUCGUACUUUCGGAUUCCAUGGUCCGAUGUUUAACCACUGAGCCACAGAGAAAAAAUGGUCGAGGUUCAUAUGUGACGCUUAUUCCAUACUGCUAGGAUCAGCCAUUUCAAAAGCGUCAUAGCAUGUGAGUGAACAAAAUAAAAUAGCAAAGAUAGUUGAGUGUUCAAUGUUGAUUCAACUUUUGUCUCCAGGCUAUAUGGUAACAGCAGCAAGUGCCUACUUCUAUGACAAUGCACUGGCAGGUGUAGCUGGUGUAGAUAUCCCCAUGACCGAUUUGUUGGCUGAUGUUCAGUAUUACAACCAGGCUGGUCCCAAUACUUAUGCAUUCCUCGUUGCUAUCAAGUCUGGUCAUGUGAUGAGUCAUCCCAAACUUCCGAAACCAGAGUCAAUAUCUGAGGAUCCGAAUUCAGUGAACAUUUUUGAACUUGAACCGGGAAAAGAAUUUAGGCGUUUAUUUGACGAAGUGAAGGAGACCGGCGAACCACGGUGAGUCGCAAAUUAUUCACAGUUUGACGACUUCCACCCGUUGCCCGUGAAUCAAUAAUUGGAUCUUGUGCACUUUUGAAAGCCUUGGUUGACAUAUUGGAGCCCUUUUCGACUGUGUGUCGUAAAAUCAAAAUCGAUGUAAUCACCACGGCCAAUCAGAAGACAAGCUAAUACCUUGAAGAGCCAAUACGAACUCCAAAACCAAAGAACAAAGUGCUGUGGCCUCAAUGUUGCAUCUGAUUGGUUGAGAGAGUGGCGAAAGUUUUCUGAACCAAUCACAGAGCGAACAAAAGCAAAAACAAAGAAAACAGAGAAAUACCGGAUUAUUCUCGAACUCAAUAAUCCCUAGUCCAUCAACUUGUCGGCUGAUAGUCGAUGCACAUUUCAGUCGAUAAUCGGAUGAUCGCUGGCCGAUAAUUUACCAACAAUCAAUCGAUAGCUGGCCGAUGUUGCGAUGCACGUGCUUAUUUUCGCUAUGUAUGAGUCGUCAAAAAAGUAUUAUUUUUCGAUGGUCGAGUGCGACAACGUCAAUCUGAGACGGUAACCCGAAAACCACAACCAUUAAGGCCUUGUCGAUGCAUACUUGUAAGAAGAUGCAUUUGUGCGCUAAAACUAGAAUGGAUAAAGAAGUCUGAUUUUGAAACUUCCUUGACAUGUUUUCCUCACUGUUUUUUUUUUUUUUCAUUGUUGUGUUUUUCAAAUUUUAUUUUAGAGAGAAAGAAUUCCCGCGAAGGCUUUCUACUUCCAGGGGAGGAGUGUUGGGAGACGGAGUUCAAACAGAAUUAAUAAGUUAUUCGUAUGCCUGUGCGCCUGUUGAACUUGGAACCGACAGAGGAAAAGAUUACAUGGUUUGUGUUGCUCUCGCAAAAGGAGACACUGGAGAAAAGUACGCGAGCAGGCUCAUCAGUGAGUAAUUUCUUGAUUCCCUACUGUUUCGAACUCAUAUUUAUGUAUUUUUCAUGGCAUAGAAUCGGGGAGUAGGUUUCCAUGAAAUUUGAAAAUGAUAAUUCAUUCGAGGUAUAUCAGGCGUUCUUGUUCUCUGAUGAUAACUCUUAAAGAGAAGUUGUUUUGACGUCUCGCUUAAAUUCGGAGAUUGGUUAACUCCACAACUUUCUAAAUGUUCCGUGUCGGGCACGCAUUCUGUAGAGAGGGGUUGAGAUGAGAAAAGCUUCCCCCUCAAAUUUAGAAAUUCUAUUGUGAAAAAAACCUCAAUAUAAUUUUUUUUCUCUGCAAAAUGUUCUAUUACAUCUGACCAAGCAAUGACUAUUUCACUUAGCAAACUCAAUGUCAGCAAAUCCUAUUGCCUAUCACCGUAUGGAUGUUCGCGCGGAGACUACGACUUGUUAUCAUACGGACAGUCUCUCUUAUCCAGGUAAGAUCGGGCAGUUUCUCUGUGUAUAGGGGUGGGGCGGGAGGGGAUGGGGGCUGGAAGGAGGAAGGAAGAAGGAAGUAAGAGAAGUCAGAACUUUGCCAUCAGAGUAGAGAUGCGAGAGCUUGAACGGUUAACGGUUGAAGCUUAAAAGACGUUAGCAGUCUUAAUAUCACAACUAGAUUGAACGCGAUAGAUUUGAACGACGACGUGUUUAGCCAAUCAAUGGCUUGAUGUUGAGUUCACUUGUACACUAUAACAAUCCUUUUAGUACUCUAGGUUCUGUAACAGGUUGUGUCGCCUAAAAUAUUAGGUCGGUAUGAGGAUAGCUUAGGGUGCCGAUCGGCACAGAUUGCAAAUCAAGAAAUUUUAAAAAAGCUUCAAGCUAGAUUUUCAUCGAAGACAAGCUCUCGCUUAGCGCUUUUCAAAGAGGUUUUAGAAGACGGUUUACAGAGAAAAAUCGACAACCCGAAUAAAAGUGAACACCAUAAAUGCCAUGACCCUUGUGAAUACAGAAUACCAAAUAUCCAGUUUACGCAUAGAGGGAAGUGAAAUAGAGGGGACAGAGAGAAGUGAAAUAUGCCUUCGCUUAGAUCAACAUUAGUAUUUCUUUUCCUCAGAUCGCUCCGUAGUUAAAUUCAGCGCAAAGGCUUUCAUUGAUCCUGCAAAUUAUCUAGAGGUAGCAGAAAACGCCACAGCUGUCCGAGAGUAUGUUCGGGAGCUACGCUCAUUCCUCUAUUUACACAAGGCUGGUGAUAAAUUUGAUGUCAAUCAGAUCAUGACAGCCGUAUUGACCUCACGAGCGGAUGGAGCUUGGUUAUCUCGAGAAAAUCAGGAUAUGUAUUUGAGGAAAUUUGUGCGUCGUUACAUUGGGACCUACAAUGGUGUCUUAAGGCUGUUUCCCGGAGCACCUCUGCCUCCUAAUUUUGAUCAUACCACUCGCUCAUGGUAAGCUGGGGUGUGUUUGGGGUAUAAGGUGGUUAAAUUUGAACUACCGAUUGCUCCCCUCCCCGCGGGCUCUAAAGUAUACUAAUAAUCUCUACGCAUCAGCAAUCACUCUUUAUACCUUCCCCACCCCCCAUUAUAAUAUCUGAUAGCAACCACUGAUUCCUUUUCCAUUCCCUCUCUAAACCAUGUGAUCCCAAAACCACAUUCUGGACCGUAAUCGGGCAUUGGUGUCUAAAAUCAGGCAUUAGUGUUCAAAUCGGAAGAUAUUGUAAAAAGUCAGAUACUAGUCUCCAAAAUUGGACACUAGUAUCUAAAAUCGGAACAUAGAGUCUAAAAUGAGACACUAGUGUCUAAACUCGGACCUAAGUGUCUAAACUCGGACACCAGUACCUAAAAUCGGACACUACUGUCCAUAAUCGGACCCUAGUGUCCAAAAUCGGAUAACAGUUUCAAAAUUCGGACAUUAUUUCCAAAUUCGGAAAUUCAAGUCUCACAUCGGAUACCUGAGUCCCAAAUCAGACACGAGUGUCAAAAUCGGUUGUUAACGUCGUCCUUGCCUGCCUCCUCAGGGCGUGAAAUUAACUUUUUUUAUCUACGUUUUAUAUAAAUUGUUUGUUUCUUUUAGGUACCUUCGUGCUGUUGCAAAUCGCCCAGACUUCAUAUCUUUUGCAGCCCCAUAUCUAGAUCCUCUAGGUGCUGGUUUCAUUGUUUCAAUCAGUCAGUCUAUCAGAACUUCAUAUGGUAGAAAAAACUUGUUUGGUGUCGUGGGAGGUGAUCUUACUGUCUCAAACUUUGGCGCACACUUCAAAAAAAAAGUUGGAAAAAAGUGCUUAGAUUCCAAAGGGUACCUGCGUUGCUUUCUCCUGGACUCAAGCGGUUAUGUGGUUUAUCAUCCAACCUUUGAAGAUGUUGGUGACAAUCCGAAUAAGGUUCUCAAUAGACACAUCACGAUUAUGCACGCCGGUAUCGCAAAGAAUUUGAUCAAGAACGGUAAAAUGGUCAAGAAGGAAUGCCAGAACUUUAUCCUCUUAAAGCUGCAACGAUUCUAUGAGGUACACAGUAAUUUAAGGUGCAGCAGUGCUAAACCUAUAAAUUAGUUAAGUUUCUAACGAAACUGUUGUGCUGCGCUGGUGGGUAGGGGGAAGAUGGAGGGGGUAAGGGGUAUGUGUAGGGGGUAGGGGUAGGGGAAGGGGUAGGGGGUAGGGGGGUAGGGGUAGGGGGUAGGGGGUAUGUGUAGGGGGUAGGGGGUAGGGGGUGAAAAGUUUAUAAAGCAGAUGUUUCGAGCAUUAGCCUUACAGUCAGUGAAUUUAGCUUUUGAGAAAUAUUGGAGGUCUACUUUGAGAAAACCUUUAACCUUUUCACCCCUAGGAGUGAUUAAGAUUUAAUUUCUCCUUAUAUUGCCAACCUUAAAUCAAGUAGCAAGGUCACGAGAAUAAAGGAAUGAUCACCAACUAAAGAAGCUAUUGAUUGUUUUAAAAAAAAAGUCUCCUUGUCAGCACCUUAGAAGGUGUAUAGAGAACAGUAUGGAGAAUAUGCAUACUGAUAUGAGGGUAUAAAGCUUUAAACUCUUGAAAAUGUUCAUGCUCUCGAGAAUACUUUGUUAAAUUUUAUUCUCAAGCAGUAGCAUCAUUUAAGUAUGAUAACUGUGCCUGGUUGACUCACAUUGUGGAGCACCGGACUGCCGCACGGUAGGUUGACGGUUUAAGCACUAGACUGGACCAACAUUCAGGGUCUUAAAAUAACUGAGGGUAAUGUGCUGCCUUUGGACAUCGGUAAAUGGUUAGACAUUCUAGUCUCCUCGGAUAAGGACAAUAAGCCAUAGGCCACGUCUCCUGCCUUUCCUCCGUACUGGCUAGCAGGGGACGUUAAAGAAAUUGCACACUUCUCGCACAGAGUAGGAACGUAGCUCCCGAUGUUGUGGUCUGGCCUUGUCAUUGUUUAUACAGAUCCACAUUUAAACCAGCAUUAAGCUAAACUGGGCCAGCGUGUCUAAAUGUCGCAAAUACAUACAUAUAUACAUGCAUACAUACAUGUUUGCCCAUCUUAGACUCGGCAGCAAAAACUUUCAAUAGAACAAAACCUCGAGUAUGUUUGGUGUGAAAAAUAAUUGAAACUUUCGUAUCUCUUAUAAUCUGUUUCAGAUCAAGAUAGAAAACGGCCUAUAUAUAGGUACACUUGGAAAAAAGAGUCAUUGUCGUUCAUACGCAAUCAUUGAAGUUCCCGAAACAAACGUAUUUGUGAUUGUUACCAAAAGUUCUACGUGCCUCAUAAACCGUGAUGCGUGCACCUGCGGAUACAUGUGCAGGCAUCACGAGAGCACGGCUUGUGAGUGUCCGUGUAAAGCUCGCUUGACAUACAACAUCUGUAACGCAAGCCUCACUAACGAGAGGUAAGUGAUUUGGAAACAACUUUCACGACCGACAAUCAGGGUUUAAAAAUAACUGAAGAGAACUUCCUGCGUUACCUACGACAUUUGCAAUUGGUUAGACAUUCGGACAAGGACGGUAAACCGUAGGCCCCGUCUUCUGUAUCUUCUCUGUACCGAUUAGCAAGGAACGUUAAAGCAAUCUGGCCAAAGUUCCCCGUAAAGUGUCGUAAUUCAACCCAGAAAACCUUCAUAGGAGGAAAUUUAAUAAAACUAAUGCACUGUACCUUACUGCUUUUCUUUAUGGAACACAAAUGAGUUUUGUGGAAAGUAAUUCAGCAAACACUGGGUGAAUCAGGAUGAUGUCCUUUUGAACACGUGGCUUUGCAUCAUAAGUCAAAGCUUUUCUAAAACUUUGUAGAAAGAUGAAUCGCGAGUUUAAACUUGAGGGUCUGUCAAUUCGCUUUUGAGUUGAGGGCACGUGGAGCUAAGGAGUUUUUCUGUGUUGUGCUGUGGUGACCCUAUGAGUCAGAUUUAUGGUCAAAAUAGGUUAUGAAACAAAUGGGAAUUUUUCCCAGUACAUUUUUCAAAGGAUCAAUGUCAGUGUCUCAACAAUUGCGCACCUACCCCUCCCCUAACCUAACAUGAACACUAACUUGUGAUCAGUUUACCUUUGUUGAUUUAGGGGAGGGGUAGGUGCGCAGUUGUUCAGAUAGCUACCUUUAAACACAGUUUUAGAGCGCCUUGGUUUGAUUCUUUAAUAUUUAAUUGUUGUUCUACAUAUAAUAUCUCAAAUAUUACGUGUUGAUCUUAUAAAUAAAUUAUAAGUAACCGUAUUAUGUUCUAUUGUUUAGCAACAUCCCGCUGUGCACCCAGCCUUCGCCUUCAGUACCAAAGCGUGGGCCUCUAAAGGUGAAUUCCGCUGACCUUGGAAGAUGCAUCAGCGUGCACUGCGAGCAGUACGAUGAAAAAGAGUGCAAUGAGAUAUUCGGGUGUUUCUGGUGUAACAGGGAAGCUGAGGGCUCGCUUCUCAAGGAACCCAAAUGUAUGAGUGACCUACAGUGUUAUGAUGGAGUGAUGGGUCAAGAGAACCCCUUUUUGUUACCAGAGGUUCCGAGAAGACAGAUCCAAGGGGAUCGAAAACUGAACAAGAUGUUACUUAUCAUAAUAGGAUCAAGCGCCGGAGGACUUCUUAUUAUCAUUUUGAUCGUUGUUGUAUGCUGCCUGCACAGGAAGAAAUUCCAAUAUGAACAAGAGCAAAUGGAAUUUCAAGCCAUGGAUAUGUUGAUAGACCCUACGACUGUGAUAGACCCUACGACUGUGAUAGAUGCGAACGAAGGAUUCAACCAAAUGUCGUUGAACUAUCCCGGCCAAAGUAAAGCUAUGCAAUCAACGAUGGCGUUGAAUUAUCCUGGCAAAAGUACCGUCAGGCAGUCAAAAAUGACGUUAAAUUACCCCGGCCAAAGUACCGUCAGGCAGUCAAAAAUGACGUUAAAUUACCCCGGCAAAGGAGCAGGCAGGCAGUCAAAAAUGACGUUAAAUUACCCCGGCCAAAGCACUGUUCAGGCCCCGAUGCAGUUGAACUACCCCGGUCAAAGCACCGUACAGGCCCCGAUGCAGCUGAACUACCCCGGUCAAAGCACCGUACAGGCCCCGAUGCAGUUGAACUACCCCGGUCAAAGCACCGUACAGGCCCCAAUGCAGCUGAACUACCCUGGUCAAAGCACCGUACAGGCCCCAAUGCAGCUGAACUACCCUGGUCAAAGCACCGCACAGGCCCCCAUGCAGUUGAACUACCCCGGCCAAAGUACAGUUAUACCGUCCAACGUGCAGAUGAGGCUGGGCGGUCAGGAUAUGGGUUACUCAACACAAGCUAUGUCUGGGAUGUGGCCGACAAGGUAUGGUCAAUCACAGAUCAUGUCCCUUGACCCACAGCUGAGCGCCAUGCAGACACCGCAGGCUCCUGGUGGUCAACGUGGAAGGCCUACUGCCGGAAGGCGCAGACCCGGACCAAACCGACAUGUUUCAUUCACUGACGACGUUCAACACCAAGAAAUACAAAAGCCCGCGCCCAUUUCCGGAGAUGAACCGAUAGUUACCGACGAAAAUGGUGACUCAGAAGACUGA
Molecule: messenger RNA, 12688 nt
Organism: Pocillopora meandrina
Lineage: Eukaryota; Metazoa; Cnidaria; Anthozoa; Scleractinia; Pocilloporidae
Source: the annotation of a GenBank genome assembly